Molecule: messenger RNA, 716 nt
Organism: Acanthopagrus latus (yellowfin seabream)
Lineage: Eukaryota; Metazoa; Chordata; Actinopteri; Spariformes; Sparidae
Gene: lamtor5
Product: late endosomal/lysosomal adaptor, MAPK and MTOR activator 5
Exons: 4
Coding region: 120-398 (92 amino acids)
Biological process (GO): positive regulation of TORC1 signaling; cellular response to amino acid stimulus
Cellular component (GO): Ragulator complex; cytoplasm; lysosome
Molecular function (GO): guanyl-nucleotide exchange factor activity
Source: RefSeq, a predicted model, not a curated record
ACAGGCACCCUUCGUUCACGUGACAGUCAGCUGACUGCACCCGGAAGCUCUGAGGGAGCAGACAACAAAACAAAACUUCCUCCACAAAACUUACAUUUUGCGGUUGUUUACGGUCGUUAAUGAUGGAGUCGACCCUCGAACAACACCUAGAUGACACCAUGAAAAACCCAGCAGUGGUCGGGGUGCUGUGCACGGAUCAACAGGGACACAACCUCGGCUGCCGAGGCUCCCUGUCUGAUGAACACGGCGGUGUUGUGUCAGUUUUGGCCAAACAAGCUGCAGCUCUCACCAGAGACCCGACGGACAGCCCGACUGUUUGCCUGGAGUCUGAGUCAGGAAACAUUCUGGUGAGGACUCAUGGGACCAUCACAGUAGCAGUUCACAAGAUAGCAUCCUGAAGACGGCAAGACACACGGAGGAGUUUCACUGUUAAGAAAUGUACAUGUUAACACACACACACACACAAGUUUUAAUCACUCGGCCCGAUGAACUCUGUAAAGACUGUCAGUUUUCUGCUCAUGUCUGUUGUGUUUUCUGUGUGUUUGAUCUCCUAUUUAAACCAGAACACAUUUGCUUUAACUUUACUAUGUUGUGAUUUCUUUCUUUUAUUUUAUUGCUUUCAUGCGAUGUGUGCGUGUCUUUCUGUUCCACACACUUGCAGCCAAGGCAGUCAUGCACAGAAUAACAGGCUUUAAUAAACUUUAACUUGACUUCGU